AAGGACCGAGUAGAGCGGGUCCCGAGGAGGAGGAGCCGGACAGGACGACGACGGCGUGGGGGCGGGAGGCCAUGGCGGGGAGGCCCGACGGGCCCGGCCGUGCGGGCAGGACCGUCCUGGACGAGUUCACCGCCCCCGCCGAGAAGACGGCGCUGCUGGAGCGGAGCUCGGGCCGCAUCGAGGGGCUGUUCGCCGUGGCCCUGGCCGUGCUGGGCGCCCCCCAGCCCGCCGACACGCUCUCCGGGCCCGGACGCAUCUGGCUGCGCCUGUCCGGGGCCGAGGAGGCCGUCCGCAGGGCCAAGGAAUAUAUUAAGGGGCUCUGUGAACCUGAAUUAGAAGAAAAAGAAUGUUAUCCAAAGGACAUGCACUGUAUUUUUGUUGGGGCCCAGAAUCUAUUUCUUAGGAGCUUGAUUCAGGAUACGUGUGCCGAUUUGUCGGUCUUGGAAAUAGGAAUGCUCGGUGUUAAAGGUCAUGCUGAGGCCGUCGUCAUGGCCCAAAGUCACAUUCAGCAGCUUGUGAAACUCUUCGAGGGAAAUGAGAACCUCCCAAGCAGCAGCAAGGAAUCAGACGUGAAAAAGGAGUUUAAGCAGUUGGUUGAAGCCCACGCAGACAAAUACACCAUGGACUUGUUGAUUCUGCCAACCUCGCUGAAAAACGAACUCCUCAGUUUGGCACGGGGUGAGGAUGCGGGUGGAGCGGAGGAGGCCUCAGGCGGGAGUCUGGGCUUCAGAAGAACGGCAGAGUUUCCAUACAGUGGGAGACAGAAGUUGACCGUGUCUAAGGAUGCAAGAGGGUUGCUGGAUGAAGCGAGAAAUAAAGCCGGGACUCCAGUUUCAGAGCUCACCAAACAAAUGGACACAGUAUUUUCCGGAAACUCGGAGACCCCUUUCAUACCUGUCAACGGCGUGAUCCCAGCAGAAGAAUCCCUUUGCAGGGAGAGGGUGUGCAAUAAAAGGAGGUUUUCUGAUCCCGAAGAAAGACUUCCCAAGAAACAGUUUUCUUUGGAAAAUGUUCAGGAGAGCCAGCCGACACCUGAGACUAAGAAUACAGCUGGAGAGGUAGUUAUCGAUCUGCUCUCUGACGAGGAAGACUUAAACUCAGAGGCGAAGGAUACCAGUGAGGAAAUGGAAUAUAACAUCCUAGUGAACUUUUUCAAAACCAUGGGCUAUUCCCAAGAAAUUGUAGAGAAAGUUAUCAGGGAGUUGGGGCAACUUACAGAACCCUUAAUUCUCUUAGAGGAAAUUGAAAAAGAAAAUAAAAAGUUCCAGGAAAAGAAAGAAUUAUCUAGGACUUUUCCCCGGGGUUCUGGGACAAGUGAAAUGCAAAAUAAAUGUGUUUCCAGCAUCCAGAAUACACCUAAAAUGGAACGUGCGCCUAAGGAAACGACGACUCACGUACGGCAAAAUGUAGCAGAAAAGCCACCUCAUCUUUCAUUGGACCCAAAAGAAAAAUCACAUCCGUCGAGCAGUAAAACUAACACUUCUAGUACGGUCCCACCCAGACUCCAGCAAGAAGCUCAAAGUUUCAAUCAGAGCGAUUUUUUCAGCUCAGAGCUGGAAACCGAUGGAUUUUCCCCGUCUGUCCGCCCCCUCAACGAGCCUCCCGGCGUUAGAGGAACUCUCACGGAUGUGGACUGUGUGGCAAGAGGAGCUCCGGGCCUUCACCCUCGAGGACCUGUCACCCCUGAAAACGAAGCUCCACGGCAUUCAGCGGCCCUCGGGCAUCUCAAGAGGAAUUCUAAGACCGAAUGUGAGAGCCUGCUAAGAUGUAGCAAUCCGUUGCAGUCUAAACCGGCUGGCCAACCCCUUCCUCCAAAACCUAUCUGUCCAUGCCAAAAGGUGGUCCCAGGCACCGCUGCUAAGCCGGCAGGGCCGUCGAGUCCCCAGAACGAUCCCUCAGUUACCGGGGUUCAAAGAUUUAGAGAGAAUCUAAAAACGCCAUACAAACUGGAGUUAAAAAAUGAACCAGGGAGAUCAGAUUUAAAGCACAUUGUUAUAGACGGAAGCAAUGUUGCAAUCACUCAUGGUCUGAACAAGUUCUUUUCUUGUCGAGGAAUCGCAAUUGCUGUUGAGUACUUUUGGAAACUCGGCAACAGAAACAUCACCGUAUUUGUUCCCCAGUGGAGAACCCGGCGUGAUCCCAACAUCACAGAACAGCACUUCCUAACACAACUCCAGGACCUGGGAAUAUUAUCUUUAACUCCUGCUCGGGUGGUCUUUGGAGCUCGAAUUGCUUCUCACGAUGACAGGUUUCUGCUGCAUCUUGCUAACAAAACUGGAGGCAUCAUUGUAACCAACGAUAACUUCAGAGAAUUUGUGGCUGAAUCUGUGUCCUGGAGAGAAAUUAUUAGGAAAAAGUUGCUUCAGUAUACAUUUGCCGGGGACAUAUUUAUGGUUCCUGACGAUCCUCUAGGAAGAAGUGGUCCUAGAUUAGAGGAAUUUCUUCGAAAAGAUAUCUUCCAUGGGGAGCUCCCGUCACCGCCCGGUACCCAGCCGAAGGGAGGACCGACCGCAGCAGGCUCUGGGCUACGAAACACCAAUGCCGCUGUCACCGUGAGCCGCCCGGCCCCAGCCAGAGUCCAGGGACUGCUCUCAACUCCCUGGCCUCCCCAGUCCCUGAAUUUGCCGGCCCUCCCGAACCUGACCAAAAUCCAGCCCGACUUGGCCGUGCCCCCACAGAGGUCCACCAACGAAACCAAGCAGCUGAGAACAGCUCUGCUGAAGAUAUUCCCCGAGGCCGAGCAGAGACAGAAAAUAGACCAGACCCUCCUAGCCCACCCAUAUAUGAGAGACCUCAAUGCGCUCUCGGCCAUGGUGUUGGAUUGAGGGCGGGGUCGAGCCCAUCCAGCGAAAGGGCAAGGAGCUCCUUUCCCCCUUGGUAAUACAACCUGAUAUGAAGUGGGUUUUCUUAUGUAAAUGGCAGUGCAACUAUUGAAACUCUUCACAGUUGUAUUUGUACAGAGAUACUAAGCAUUUUUGUGUAAACUCCCCCCCCUUUUUUUUAGCACUAGCUUUUUUGAUAAAUUAAAUUAUGCUGCUAUUACAGACUUCUAGUCACAUUUUCGGUGAAAGGAAAGGCCUAUUUCCUGUCUGUCCAGAGUUCUAUGGAAAAGCAAUUUGCCCAUCUUCAUUUGUAUUUUUGAAAUUAUUUUCUUCAGAUGAAAAGGUGGACACAGGUGAGUCCAUUAACUUUGGUUCAUUACAAAUUAAGAACUUAACACUGGGAUAUCUGUUACUCGAUGUGAAGGUGGUCUGUCUGCCAGCAUCAAAUGUCUUCUAUGCAGUAAGUCUUUGGAGAGAUCUAGCCAAUCAAGUUACUCUUGGAAUCCUCCUUGAGUAAACCCACUAGGUAGCAUCUUAGAUCUGUUUGCAGUGCCAAGGAAAUAAAGCACCUGAAAGCCACUGUAAAACGUGCAACAAAAGUGGCGUCAGUAAAUGUCUACUGACAACUCACAAUUGAAUAAUCACGACUUAUGAAUGUAUUGCGAGAGCUCUUUAAGUUGCUCAUUUGCUGAUAAACUUUUUCAGGGACAAAUAAUUCUCAUAUCUCGAGACAUAAACCAAUAAAGAGCAUCCGUUGGUUUAUGGAA
Messenger RNA from Ornithorhynchus anatinus (platypus), 3589 nucleotides. RefSeq names its product NEDD4 binding protein 1 (gene N4BP1). Bases 72 to 2825 code for a protein of 917 amino acids. Gene Ontology annotation, biological process: negative regulation of protein ubiquitination; negative regulation of proteasomal ubiquitin-dependent protein catabolic process. Gene Ontology annotation, cellular component: PML body; nucleus. The transcript has 7 exons. NCBI's taxonomy places the organism in Eukaryota, Metazoa, Chordata, Mammalia, Monotremata, Ornithorhynchidae. The record is from RefSeq and is a predicted model, not a curated record.